Messenger RNA from Mastomys coucha (southern multimammate mouse), 978 nucleotides. Its product is annotated as olfactory receptor 4F3/4F16/4F29-like. Gene Ontology annotation, biological process: G protein-coupled receptor signaling pathway. Lineage: Eukaryota; Metazoa; Chordata; Mammalia; Rodentia; Muridae. Gene Ontology annotation, cellular component: membrane. The coding region runs from base 16 to 978 and encodes 320 amino acids. Gene Ontology annotation, molecular function: olfactory receptor activity; G protein-coupled receptor activity. The record is from RefSeq and is a predicted model, not a curated record. The transcript has a single exon.
CUACCCACCAAGCCAAUGGAAGGCGUGAAUCAGUCUAUGGUGUCAGAGUUUGUAUUCCUUGGACUCACCAACUCUUGGGACAUCCAACUAUUCCUUUUUGUGUUCUCCUCCAUAUUUUAUGUAGCAAGCAUUACAGGAAACUCUCUGAUUGUCUUCACUGUGGCAUCUGACCCUCAUUUACACUCUCCAAUGUACUUUCUUUUGGCUAACCUCUCUUUCAUUGACUUAGGUGUAUCUUCUGUUAUUUCCCCCAAGAUGAUUUAUGAUCUCUUUAGAAAGCAUAAAGUCAUCUCUUUUAGAGGUUGUGUCUCUCAAAUCUUCUUCAUUCACUUCAUUGGUGGUGUGGAGAUGGUUUUACUCAUAGCCAUGGCCAUUGACAGAUAUGUGGCCAUAUGUAAACCUCUCCAUUACCUGAUUAUUAUGAGCCCAAGGAUGUGCAUCUUGUUUUCAGCAGCCUCCUGGGUGGUUGGCUUUAUGCAUUCUCUGGUUCAACUGGCUUUUGUAGUAAACUUGCCAUUCUGUGGACCAAAUGUGUUGGACAGCUUCUACUGUGACUUUCCCCGGUUCAUCAAACUUGCCUGUAUAGACACAUACAGACUGAAAUUACUGGUCUCAGUCAACAGUGGAUUCAUGUCUGUUGGGUCUUUCUUUAUAUUGAUCAUUUCCUAUAUUGUCAUUAUAUUUACUGUUCAGAAACACUCUUCAAGUGGUUCCUCCAAGGCUCUGUCUAUACUUUCAGCUCAUGUUAUGGUGGUCAUCUUAUUCUUUGGUCCUGUGAUGUUCAUCUAUACAUGGCCUUCUUCUUUCACACACUUGGAUAAAUUUUUGUCUAUAUUUGAUGCAAUUGUCACUCCCUUUCUGAACCCAGUGAUCUAUACAUUCAGGAAUCAAGAAAUGAAAAUGGCAAUGAUAAGAGUACUUAGCCAGAUAAUGGGUUACAGAAAAAUUAUUAAACACUUGCACUCUGAUCCAUCUUAA